Messenger RNA from Caenorhabditis elegans, 2166 nucleotides. It is a transcript of the gene mltn-11, whose product is annotated as MLt-TeN (mlt-10) related. The transcript has 7 exons. The record is from RefSeq and is marked reviewed. The coding region runs from base 569 to 2104 and encodes 511 amino acids. NCBI's taxonomy places the organism in Eukaryota, Metazoa, Nematoda, Chromadorea, Rhabditida, Rhabditidae.
UGGACUUUUUGAACCUAAUCUGAUUUCGCUUUAAUUGUUGUCGUAGUUUUCAAUGACAUAUUAUAAAUUUUACUUCAUUUUUCUAAUAUUCCCUAUAAGUUUAUUCGAAUGUGUUCCAAAAUUGAACAUCGAUGUUACCAAAUACGGCAUUUCUAAGGAAGAUGUUAUUAAAUCUCCAUACUAUAAAAAUAAGGCAUUCCACGUAGAAAUGAGCACCGAGGCCGGCGAGGAGCUGCUCGAGCAUUGGAGCACACAGGGAUUUUCUGGAGUGAUUGCAGCAAUUGCGACACGAAGAUUACCCCUGGUCGAACAAUACCAUCAAAAGUCCCAUGAAAAGUGUACAUCUGCAGCUGAAACCAUCUCGGAGCAUGCUUCAUGUCUUCUGCAGCUGGAGAGGCUUGCCCAUACAAAUAUGUUGAGAAAACGGAGGAAAUUUUUCCAUAAAAAAUUGAGGCGCCAGAUUCGGGAUAAGAAAAUACAGUUCAAAAGGACAAAACGACGGCGACGAAUAAAAAGAGGGGUUCCUGCGAAAAACAGAAGAAGAUACACGCUGAGGACUGAAAAUGAAAUGUCCCCUUUAGGCGUUCUUGCCAAGCAUCUUUCUCACACACUGAGGUUGAUCAAAAAUAAGAGGACAACUUCGAAGUGGGAGGAUACUAUUUCUCGAAUAUCUGAGAAAGCUUCACAAAUCAAGCAGCAAAAAGAUAUGGAACGGCGAAUUCGGAAGCAGAGAGGAUACGAGCUCCCGGAAGAGAAACCUGUGCCCUUGGAUAAAGACGUCAGGGAGCUGAUCGAUUUGGAGAAGUACAUUGGAGAUGAGGAUCUGAAGUCAAUGGUCCGGCACAAGUCAGGGAACUUGACGGAGCAAGACAGGGCCAUGUUGAUUCCAAUGAGACUGAUUAGAGGAGCUGCAAAGCUAGGACUAUCCAUGACCGGGUACAACACAACUGAUUUCGAUAGGAAGGUGGUGCGAAUUUUUAGCCCAAAAUUGAUGAGUGUGGUUCCGGAAAGUGAAGAGGCAAGGAAGAAUGAGAUAGACAUCCUCUCCCCGUCUCUAUUCUCACUACAUGAUGACGGCACUGCUGAUGAGAAGGAAGUAUCUUUACAAAAUCUACUCGGCUCCCUCUCGACAAACAAAGACACCUCUCAACUCCUCGACUUUAUCAUUGAAGCCACCGGAGUCGAUGAAGCAAUGGAAAGAGUCGAGACAAAAAUCGACGAAUCUUUCGGAUCAGAACGUGGUCCGGAAGGUCAGCCGCUAUAUUUCACUAAGGAAAAUGUUACUGCAAACUAUCCACAUGAAGCUCAAAAAUUGGAAAUUUUUGAGGCUCUAGAUAGAACCUAUUCAACGUCACAGCUCAAUGAGAUGAACAGAACGGGAUAUGCAAUUAUGAGGCAUGAUCAAAUGGAUUUGAUAUACGGAGACCAGUCAAUUGCGAAAAAUCCGAAAUUUCUGAAACAAGCCAAAGCAUUGAGCAGGGCAGAGAUUGAUCGUAGUAUAAUGAGUACUAUAAAAGACUUGGCGAAGGAGAAAGUAAAGUUUCAAGCGAGAAGGAAUGAUAUUGUUCUGUCGCCAGUUACAUUUUCCAACUUUGUAUUUGAUCCAGUGUCCGUGUCCCAACCAACAAUCCUAUCGCCAAUCCUCAUGACGUCUUUAAUAGGAUCGCCUGCAAUUUACGGAGUCAUGAUAUUAUCCCCAUGGCUGAUGGUUCCAGUCAUCCUCUCACCUCGUCUAUUCUCUCCGGUAGUUCUCAACCCAUUCGUUAUGGUCCCAAUCAUCCUCUCCCCAUUAGCAUUCAACCCAUUCAUUUUGUGUCCGGGAGUUCUCAACCCAUUCGUGCUAUCUCCCUUGGUCUUUUCCCCAUUCAUUCUCUCCCCACAAGUUAUGACCCCAUUGAUCUUGAGCCCAUUUUGCAUGGGUCCUCUUAUCCUGAACCCUCUUGCCCUGAACCCGUUGAUAUUAUCCCCAUUCGUGUUAUCACCAAUUAUACUGUCUCCGCAGUUUGUGUCAGCUGUAAUUCUUUCUCCAUACGCGUUGUCUCCGUCGUGGAAAUCGAAUGGAGCUGUUGUGACUGUUUUUGCUUCGCCGAGUUGGUUGAGUUAAUAGGUUGAGCAUAAGCAGUUUAUUUGUUAGGCAAUUUUUGAAAAUGAAACAGAUUUAAAUAA